AGACCGGGGCGGUACUGGCACAUGCACAGGUGCAGAUACCUUAUCGCUGUUGCCCUGGUUUUAAGGGACACACUGGAAAAAAGAGGAGCUCUUGCCCAAAUCAAAGCGAGGAUCAGAGCUGAAGUGUUCAAUGCCUUGGACGACCAGAGCGAGCCGCGGCCGACGCUGCCCCGGGAGAACCUCCUGAUCAAUGAGCUCAUUCGGGAAUACCUGGAGUACAACAAGUAUAAAUACACAGCAUCUGUUUUGAUAGCAGAAUCCGGGCAGCCUGAAGUACCCUUGGAUAGACAAUUUCUUGCCAAGGAGCUGAAUAUAGUUGAAGAUGCAAGUGGAAAAUCAGUCAGACCUCUCCUGUACGGAAUUCUCUCUCAUUUCUUACAUGGUGAUAAAGAAGAAAGUACCCAGAAUAUCCCUCCUAAAGUGUCUUUGCUGACUUAUCCAAAGCAGAACCCUGUGAAACAACCUGCUGAGAGAAAUCAAAAAGACAGAAUUCCAGAACCAGGAAGGAUGGCUGGCACUAACAUCGAAGAACCUCUUAUUUUACAAAAUAUAAAGAGAUGAUAUCUUGGCAUUAUCUAUUUUCUCAUUUCAAGGUCUGUUAGAUUCAAUUUAGGACAUUUCUUCAUUGCAUAACUUUCUCCAAUAAAUCCAGUGGGACCAUUUUAGCUUCUAACAUCUACUCAAGCGACACAAUGACAAGGUUAUACUUAUUGUCAAUUUAAGUGUUAGCAAAGCUCUCUUUCCCCAGUGCCUAUAGAAGGAAAACUGUAUAAGGACUCACAUUAAUGAAUCCUGUGUCUAGAUUUAUCCUGAAUAUAGUGGGUUUAUCCAAUAAUUUUUUAUAUAAUAACUUACAAUUUCUGCACUUUUAUCUUUGUGUGUUUUGCCUGUAUUUCUGAAUAAAAUUUUUCAAUUUUA
Hirundo rustica (Barn swallow) is the source of this 918-nucleotide messenger RNA. RefSeq names its product centrosomal protein 20 (gene CEP20). Bases 22 to 561 code for a protein of 179 amino acids. The record is from RefSeq and is a predicted model, not a curated record. Gene Ontology annotation, biological process: cilium assembly; microtubule anchoring. NCBI's taxonomy places the organism in Eukaryota, Metazoa, Chordata, Aves, Passeriformes, Hirundinidae. Gene Ontology annotation, cellular component: motile cilium; ciliary basal body; centrosome. Gene Ontology annotation, molecular function: protein binding. The transcript is spliced from 5 exons.